Porites lobata is the source of this 4655-nucleotide messenger RNA. NCBI's taxonomy places the organism in Eukaryota, Metazoa, Cnidaria, Anthozoa, Scleractinia, Poritidae. The record is from the annotation of a GenBank genome assembly.
CAUCACUACCCAUCACAACCCAUCACUACACAUCACUACCCAUCAUUACACAUCACUAUCCAUCACUACACAUCACUAUCCAUCAUUACACAUCACUAUCCAUCACUAUCCAUCACUGUCCAUCACUACCCAUCACUAUCCAUCACUACACAUCACCACCCAUCAGUACACAUCACUAUCCAUCACUACACAUCACUAUCCAUCAUUACACAUCACUAUCCAUCACUAUCCAUCACUGUCCAUCACUACCCAUCACUAUCCAUCACUACACAUCACCACCCAUCAGUACACAUCACUGUCCAUCACUACACAUCACUAUCCAUCACUACCCAUCACUAUCCAUCAUUACACAUCACUAUCCAUAACUACCCAUCACUACACAUCACUACCCAUCACUAUCCAUCAAUACACAUCACUGUCCAUCAUUACACAUCACUGUCCAUCACUGUCCAUCACUACACAUCACUAUCCAUCACUACACAUCACUAUCCAUCAAUACACAUCACUGUCCAUCACUAUCCAUCACUGUCCAUCACUACCCAUCACUAUCCAUCACUACACAUCACUAUCCAUCACUACACAUCACUGUCCAUCACUACACAUCACUAUCCAUCACUACCCAUCACUACACAUCACUACCCAUCACUAUCCAUCACUACACAUCACUGUCCAUCAUUACACAUCACUGUCCAUCACUGUCCAUCACUACACAUCACUAUCCAUCAUUACACAUCACAAUCCAUCACUAGACAUUACUGUCCAUCACUACACAUCACUAUCCAUCACUAUCCAUCACUACAGAUCACUGUCCAUUACUACACAUCACUAUCCAUCAUUACACAUAACUAUCCAUCAUUACACAUCACUGUCCAUCACUGCACGUUACUAUCCAUCACUACACAUCACUGUCCAUCACUACACAUAACUAUCCAUCACUUCACAUUACUGUCCAUUACUACACAUCACUAUCCAUCACUGCACAUCACUGUCCAUUACUACACAUCACUGUCCAUCACUACACAUCACUAUCCAUCACUACACAUCACUGUCCAUCACUACACAUCACUAUCCAUCAUUACACAUCAUUGUCCAUCACUGUCCAUCACUACACGUUACUAUCCAUCACUACACAUCACUGUCCAUCACUACACAUCACUAUCCAUCACUUCACAUUACUGUCCAUUACUACACAUCACUAUCCAUCACUGCACAUCACUGUCCAUUACUACACAUCACUGUCCAUCACUACACAUUACUAUCCAUCACUACACAUCACUGUCCAUCACUACACAUCACUAUACAUCACCAUCCAUCACGACACAUCACUGUCCAUUACUAGACAUCACUGUCCAUCACUACACAUCACUCUCCAUCACUACACAUCAGUCCAUCACUACACAUCACUAUACAUCACUAUACAUCACCAUCCAUCACUACACAUCACUGUCCAUUACUACACAUCACUCUCCAUCACUACACAUCACUAUCCAUCACUUCACAUUACUGUCCAUUAAUACACAUCACUAUACAUCACUUUCCAUCACUAUACAUCACCAUCUAUCACUACACGUCACUGUCCAUCACUACACAUCACUAUCCAUCACUUCACAUUACUGUCCAUUACUACACAUCACUAUCCAUCACUGCACAUCACUGUCCAUUACUACACAUCACUGUCCAUCAUUACACAUCACUAUCCAUCACUACACGUCACUGUCCAUCACUACACAUCACUAUACAUCACUGUCCAUCACUAUACAUCAUCAUCCAUCACUACACAUCACUGUCCAUUACUACACAUCACUGUCCAUCACUACACAUCACUAUCCAUCACUUCACAUUACUGUCCAUUAAUACACAUCACUAUACAUCACUGUCCAUCACUAUACAUCACCAUCCAUCACUACACAUCACUGUCCAUUACUACACAUCACUGUCCAUCACUACACAUCACUAUCCAUCACUUCACAUUACUGUUCAUUACUACACAUCACUAUCCAUCACUGCACAUCACUGUCCAUUACUACACAUCACUGUCCAUCACUGCACAUCACUAUCCAUCACUACACAUCACUGUCCAUCACUAAACAUCACUAUACAUCACUGUCCAUCACUAUACAUCACCAUCCAUCACUACACAUCACUGUCCAUUACUACACAUCACUGUCCAUCACUACACAUCACUAUCCAUCACUUCACAUUACUGUCCAUUACUACACAUCACUAUCCAUCACUGCACAUCACUGUCCAUUACUACACAUCACUGUCCAUCACUACAAAUCACUAUCCAUCACUACACAUCACUGUCCAUCACUACACAUCACUAUCCAUCAUUACACAUCAUUGUCCAUCACUGUCCAUCACUACACGUUACUAUCCAUCACUACACAUCAUUGUCCAUCACUACACAUCACUAUCAAUCACUUCACAUUACUGUCCAUUACUACACAUCACUAUCCAUCACUGCACAUCACUGUCCAUUACUACACAUCACUGUCCAUCACUACACAUCACUAUCCAUCACUACACAUCACUGUCCAUCACUACACAUCACUAUACAUCACUGUCCAUCACUAUACAUCACCAUCCAUCACGACACAUCACUGUCCAUUACUAGACAUCACUGUCCAUCACUACACAUCACUCUCCAUCACUACACAUCAGUCCAUCACUACACAUCACUAUACAUCACUAUACAUCACCAUCCAUCACUACACAUCACUGUCCAUUACUACACAUCACUCUCCAUCACUACACAUCACUAUCCAUCACUUCACAUUACUGUCCAUUAAUACACAUCACUAUACAUCACUUUCCAUCACUAUACAUCACCAUCUAUCACUACACGUCACUGUCCAUCACUACACAUCACUAUCCAUCACUUCACAUUACUGUCCAUUACUACACAUCACUAUCCAUCACUGCACAUCACUGUCCAUUACUACACAUCACUGUCCAUCACUACACAUCACUAUCCAUCACUACACAUCACUGUCCAUCACUACACAUCACUAUACAUCACUGUCCGUCACUAUACAUCAUCAUCCAUCACUACACAUCACUGUCCAUUACUACACAUCACUGUCCAUCACUACACAUCACUAUCCAUCACUUCACAUUACUGUCCAUUACUACACAUCACUAUCCAUCACUGCACAUCACUGUCCAUUACUACACAUCACUGUCCAUCACGGCACAUCACUAUCCAUCACUACACAUCACUGUCCAUCACUACACAUCACUAUACAUCACUGUCCAUCACUAUACAUCACCAUCCAUCACUACACAUCACUGUCCAUUAGUACACAUCACUGUCCAUCACUACACAUCACUAUCCAUCACUUCACAUUACUGUCCAUUACUACACAUCACUAUCCAUCACUGCACAUCACUGUCCAUUACUACACAUCACUGUCCAUCACUACACAUCACUAUCCAUCAUUACACAUCAUUGUCCAUCACUGUCCAUCACUACACGUUACUAUCCAUCACUACACAUCAUUGUCCAUCACUACACAUCACUAUCAAUCACUUCACAUUACUGUCCAUUACUACACAUCACUAUCCAUCACUGCACAUCACUGUCCAUUACUACACAUCACUGUCCAUCACUACACAUCACUAUCCAUCACUACACAUCACUGUCCAUCACUACACAUCACUAUACAUCACUGUCCAUCACUAUACAUCACCAUCCAUCACGACACAUCACUGUCCAUUACUAGACAUCACUGUCCAUCACUACACAUCACUCUCCAUCACUACACAUCAGUCCAUCACUACACAUCACUAUACAUCACUAUACAUCACCAUCCAUCACUACACAUCACUGUCCAUUACUACACAUCACUCUCCAUCACUACACAUCACUAUCCAUCACUUCACAUUACUGUCCAUUAAUACACAUCACUAUACAUCACUUUCCAUCACUAUACAUCACCAUCUAUCACUACACGUCACUGUCCAUCACUACACAUCACUAUCCAUCACUUCACAUUACUGUCCAUUACUACACAUCACUAUCCAUCACUGCACAUCACUGUCCAUUACUACACAUCACUGUCCAUCACUACACAUCACUAUCCAUCACUACACGUCACUGUCCAUCACUACACAUCACUAUACAUCACUGUCCGUCACUAUACAUCAUCAUCCAUCACUACACAUCACUGUCCAUUACUACACAUCACUGUCCAUCACUACACAUCACUAUCCAUCACUUCACAUUACUGUCCAUUAAUACACAUCACUAUCCAUCACUGCACAUCACUGUCCAUUACUACACAUCACUGUCCAUCACGGCACAUCACUAUCCAUCACUACACAUCACUGUCCAUCACUACACAUCACUAUACAUCACUGUCCAUCACUAUACAUCACCAUCCAUCACUACACAUCACUGUCCAUUAGUACACAUCACUGUCCAUCACUACACAUCACUAUCCAUCACUUCACAUUACUGUCCAUUACUACACAUCACUAUCCAUCACUACACAUCACUGUCAUUACUACACAUCACUGUCCAUCACUACACAUCACUAUCCAUCACUACACAUCACUGUCCAUCACUACACAUCACUAUACAUCACUGUCCAUCACUAUACAUCACCAUCCAUCACUACACAUCACUGUCCAUUACUACACAUCACUGUCCA